Myxozyma melibiosi is the source of this 2625-nucleotide messenger RNA. RefSeq lists its product as uncharacterized. Lineage: Eukaryota; Fungi; Ascomycota; Lipomycetes; Lipomycetales; Lipomycetaceae. The transcript is spliced from 5 exons. The record is from RefSeq and is a predicted model, not a curated record. Bases 248 to 2518 code for a protein of 756 amino acids.
GCGCUGCUACUGUCUCCUUCCAGGUCGCGACCGUCAUUUCGUUGCUAUCAGGGAUACUGACGAGUUUUGAGCAGUUUAGACAAGUCUUUGCUUUUAGAUUUGCUACUUUGCUCUGAAAUCGUGAUUCAUCUCUGCGAUAACCAGUUGCUAUCUUGCUAUUGCACCUGUUGUCUACCUAGCAACCGUGAUUUUCAACACAGACUCACGACUACACGCUCCCUUUUAAUCAAAGUUGUCGCUCCAAGACAUGUCAGGUAGUGGAAAGGCAUCUUUUUUAGAGUGCCCAGCACUUGAAGAGACGCCACCGUUGAAUAUUUUCAGGAUGGUUCCGAGAGUGAAUCAAACCCCAAGUAGGAGUCCUCAGGAACUGAGUGCUAGCAAAUCUGCGCCUUCAAGUCUACAGACUGAAAGAGCAACUUCAAAGCAAAGAAAAAACUCAGUUCUCAACUCACCGUUGGACUUGAAGAUUAUGGAUUCGAGAUCUUCCAUGUCACGCAGCGCCCCAUCGUUCAAACUGAAGCAGGAGUCGAACGAUGAUGGUAAUCGAGCGUCUGUCGGAGAUUCCCCAGAGUCGAAAAACGCCAUGAACAGCAAUUGGAGCGCUUCGCAAUCAGAUGCUCAUUUUUUUGACCUCGACUAUUUCUCGUCUGACUCUUCCAAGUCAAAGCGGGCCACAGCGCAGACAGCUCCUGUCGCCAAUGCGCUAAAGACGAAGGUGCCUUCGAAGCAGAAAGCUCCUGGGAAAGCCCCGAGCGGGAACAGCGCAUCUCUUCAUACCAGUUCAAAGAAGGCUUAUGCUGCGGACAACUCUUUUGGCUCAGAGGAGGAAAGGUCUUCUGGAGCAAGUGUUGCAGACCGAUCAAUGAUGGGACCACCGAGCCUUCUUGACGACGAUGAUACGCCUCCCUCGAUUCAUACAUUGAGGAACUCGGAUUUUGACCAGAGUGGCUUCGGAAAGUCUCCUAUACAAUCUGAGACCAAAUACUCAGAUUACUCGAAUCACUCGAAUGUUAAGAAAGAGGAGUCUGCAGGCACAUUGUAUUUUAAGAAGAUCGCUGGGACCCCAUCGGUGCCGCAGCAAGCUUUGAAGUCUCAGAUCAACCGGGUUUCUCACUCCCCCCAUUUGGAAAAUAUGCCACGCUCCGAUUCAUUUGACCCAAUUCUGGGGGCGCUUAGUUCGCUCCAGCAGGAAAAAACCAAGCUGGAAUACAGAUUAUCAGGCACGAUGAAUGAGUUGUCGGCUACACAAUCUGAGCUGUCGUCUACGAAAGCCUUGCUUGCUUCGUUAAAGGAGAAAAGCCGAGGUCUUUUGACUACAGUACGAGACAUUGGAGCGGACAGAGACGAGCUGCGGCGUGCGAUGGAUGCGUGCUCUGCAAAUAUCGAGCUUGCUCGUCUGGGUAUCAUAGAGUUGAGAAGUGAGGUGAACUUUUCCCGUCGUCGGUUGACUGAACGGGAAGAGAUGAACGAGGACGUGUCGAUGCAGCUACAGGAGCUGGACAAGGAACUGAAUCGCAGAUCGAUGGCCUACCAGUUACUUCAAUCGAAGUUUGACGAGAAAUCGGGAUUGCUGCUUGAGGAGCGCAGUAAGGUGUCUGCGUUGGAAGAGAAGAUUCAUCAGCUAGAGAAUGAGCGUCAGGCACUGGUUGAGCAACACGAGUCAGAAAAGUCUACGGCGCUCAGAUCUAUUGAGAGCAAGCUACAGACUGUGAAUGAUGACUUGACAAAAUUUGAGGGCCUUUUGGACACUCGAUUUCAUGAUUAUACUCUGCGGUUGGAGAGCAUCCACGAUCUUAACCUCGAGAUGCAGGAUAUAAUCACUACAAACCGGGACUCGAUAUCAAAGCUGAGCUCAUUGUCUUCGUCUCAGAAAACACAUAUUGAGGCGUCUAUGACCGAGUUGCAGGAGAUACUUCGACGGGAGAUCUCCGAGAUGAUCUCGCAGGCCGGUGCUCUUCAAACCUUGAACGCUAAUCUGGAGGCCGGGAAUAAGACUCUUCAGUGCAAGAUUUCGGAGGAAGAGACAGCAGGAAGAGAGAAGAAUACGCGGAUUCUGUAUCUAGAGCAAGAGAUCAGCAAGGCGCUUGACGAGCUGGCUCAGAAGGUGGAUAAGGGAGUUGUCUUGAAGCUUGAAGACGAGCUGUCUGAAUUACACAAAGCUGCCGAAUCUUAUUCUCAACUAUCAGCAGAAUGGAAAGAAAAGAUGAAACAAAGCAGCGAGAAGAUCGAAGAGCUUGAGGAUGAGCUUCGAUCCAAGUCCGAUACACAGGCUCACAAGGAGUGCCAGCAUUUACUAACACAGCAGGAGCAGCAUGCGAAAGAGCUUACGAUGGCAUGCGAAUUAGAUAAGCAGAAUGCUAUCCAUUCGUUGACGUCUAGAUACGACAAGCAGAUGGCAGAGAUGGGAAGAACCCAUACGGCUAGCAUCGAAGCAAUCAAACGGGACUUGGUAUAUUUGUUUAUUUACCCCAGCAGUUUUUCUUGGAGAAGAAUACUUAACGGACUUUUACUUUUUUAAUAAUAGGCUGCCGAGAGAGAAUUACGAACAAAGACAGAGACAAGGGUGAGCGCGCUGCAAGAGUCAGUAGUGACAGUGACGCGACAGACGGAGGAGAAAGCGGCCGA